Molecule: messenger RNA, 2041 nt
Organism: Panicum virgatum (switchgrass)
Lineage: Eukaryota; Viridiplantae; Streptophyta; Magnoliopsida; Poales; Poaceae
Product: WAS/WASL-interacting protein family member 3-like
Exons: 4
Coding region: 494-1069 (191 amino acids)
Cellular component (GO): chloroplast
Molecular function (GO): acyltransferase activity
Source: RefSeq, a predicted model, not a curated record
AAAAAAAAUCAGACGGACGCAACUCUUCCUCUUCCUGUCAUCGCCGGCCCUAGCCGUCGCCUCGCCGCCGGCGCCACGCCGCCUCCAUCACACCAAACGCGCCCACAACUCCUCAUCCUCACUAGGACGGAUCGCGCCGCUGUGGCCGCCGCCGGUGAAGCCUUCGUCUUCCUCCAUCUGCCGAGAACGCCGGCCGGCGCCGUGGCCUCCGCCACAGUCGUCAGUCGCCGGCCGACGCCUGGGCCAAAUCCGGCCGCCCCAUCGCCGGAUCCGGCCGCCACCUUGCCGGAUCUGGUCGGGGCGCUUCUCUCUCGGCUGGCGUCGCGGGGAGCCGGCCUCCUCUCCGCGCCUCCCCUCGCGCCCUCCGCAUCCACCGUCGCCGCCGCCUCUCCACACCUCCCCUCACUAGCGACGGCUCCGGCGCAGGAGCACGUGGCGGAGAGGAUCCCGGCGGCGGGCGGAACUCGCGGCUCGCGGCGGCCUGCAUCUUUCCAUGGCCGCCGCACCCUCACCCUCGCCUCUACUAUCCUGCUCCCGCUCACCCCUUCGCUCCUCCUCCUCCCGACCCCAAGUGAACCGCGGCGCUCCCUCCACCGCCGCCGCCGCCGCGAGAUCUCCGGUUGCUCGCGCCAUGGUCGCUGCCUCCGGCCUCGCGCUGCAGCGGGCGGCCGCACCCUGCCCGGCGCGCACGCGCGCUGGCCUCCGCCCCGCCUUCCUCCGAUUCGUGCCGCCGGUGGCGCUGCCACCGCAGCAGCUCCGGUGCUGCGCGUCCACAGUCGGAGAUGGCGUGGUGUCCGCAGAGGCCUCCAAGCCCCGCCUCCCCAGAGUGGUUGUCAUGGGCUCAAAGCUCAUUGGAUGCGGAUCGGCGAUCCCGACACUUAACAUUUCAAAUGCUAACCUUUCAAAAAUAGUUGAAACGUCAGAUGAAUGGAUUGCGGUUCAAACUGGGAUUCGGAAUAGGCGAGUACUUUCAGGGAGGACACUCGAGCAGCUCCCGUCCAGGGUCCUCGCCGCCAUGCCACGCGGGAAGGGUGAGGACGAGUUGGAUGCGGCGUCGACCAAGGUCUGAUGCUUACUCCUACUGUUUUUCGUUGAGAGUUGUGACCAUGUGCGAGCGGUGGAGCAUUGUGUGCAGGCCUUAUGAGAAGCUGAAUUGGUCCCUAUGCGGGGCAUGCUUAGGCAAUAUACUUUGUUUUGGCAUUAGGAUUUAAGAGUGCAGAUUUUGGCUCCAAUUCUAAAUCACAUACAACUUAACACCAUUUUAUAGCCAUGUACAAGGUAACGACAUGUAGGCGUUGAUAAAUUGUAUGCCUGGUAUAUUUGCAUAAGAGAAAUGUGACAGUUACAUCAUGUGGUACUAUAAUAGUCUUCCUAUGUAAUUCUUAUGUUGUGGUUUCUCUCCAAUCCAAUCAGAUUUCCAUUAUUUCGGACUAUAAGUGUGUAAUACUCAUACUAAAUGUUUCCUUACUCCUGCAUUUGUUUCCUUACUCUCCAAUCCACUUCCCUUUUAGUUUGUUGUAAAUCACUUUGAUGUGUUACUUAAGAAUGAAUCGGAUUAAUUGCACGGGCUUUUAGAUGAACUAACGUGGGCGUGGGUGAUAAAACGUCAGCUUCUAUACAAACAAGCAUAUUGUGUCCAGUCCAAUUAUUUGGUCAGGCGAGCAUCGGCUUCCAUCCAAACACACUCUAAAUAAAUAUGUCCUAAGUUAUUUCAUAUGCUGAUUCUCUGUCUCUAAAUAUACAAGCCCCUAAGUAUAUGAGUGAGAGUUUACAGAUUAUUUUGGCUGAAAUGUUUCCUUAGCGUUAGCAUGAGCAUUAUUAAUCUAUUUCAUCAUACGCUAUUAAUCUAUUUCAUCAUCCGCUAUAUGAUUAACAAAAAUAUCAUUGAGAAGCAGUUGUUGGCUUCGAUCUUCGAUUUACUCCAACUGAAGAUAUGGGAUUGUAUUAGCCUAUCAUGUCCUAAACUCCUAUGUAUGGCCUGGUUUGAUGAUUCUUGUAAAAACUCCAGUUAUGGAUAAUCGUGGGUGAUGUCGAUCAUGGC